AUGUCACACUUAAAUAAGUGGACCGAACACGGCUUUAUCUCCAGUGGGAGGAAGACUGAGCCAGUUCGUUUGGUGCACAGUAAGCUGUAUUUGGACUUCGGAAUCGAGGAUGAUCAUGAAGCAAUUCACACUUACUGUUUAUGGCAAAUAUUGCACACUCACUGUUGCCACCCAAAGUGUUUAUGGCAAUAUUGCACACUCACUGUUGCCACCCAAAGACACGCAUGUCGCAACAAGGCAGCAUCAGAUUUGGCAAAUGUGAGGAGGACAGAGAGUUCGAUGCCAGGCGAUAUGAUAGUGUCACUUCGGAUCCCCACCCUUUCCAUGUGUUUACUAUCCUUGGUCCUACUCAAAGAAAUGGAUGCUGGCCUAUGGAGACAGGCUCAGGUAAUACCAUCAGACGAAGGGGGCCUGGGACCGGUAGUUGCAGAAUUCUUCCCUCAGCGAUUUGGAAAACGUUUCAUCAUGACGGGAAAGGUGAACAGACAAACUUUCAGCGACUCUUCAGACCCCUAAUGUAAUGUUUGUUUCACAAUAAAGCAUUUUCAAAGAUCC
Molecule: messenger RNA, 555 nt
Organism: Opisthorchis viverrini
Lineage: Eukaryota; Metazoa; Platyhelminthes; Trematoda; Opisthorchiida; Opisthorchiidae
Exons: 4
Coding region: 1-516 (171 amino acids)
Source: RefSeq, a predicted model, not a curated record